Molecule: messenger RNA, 4459 nt
Organism: Poecilia latipinna (sailfin molly)
Lineage: Eukaryota; Metazoa; Chordata; Actinopteri; Cyprinodontiformes; Poeciliidae
Exons: 3
Coding region: 565-1683 (372 amino acids)
Biological process (GO): protein polyubiquitination; SCF-dependent proteasomal ubiquitin-dependent protein catabolic process
Cellular component (GO): SCF ubiquitin ligase complex
Molecular function (GO): protein binding
Source: RefSeq, a predicted model, not a curated record
GCUUCGUACGUCUUCUUUAUCUUUAAUGUUUUCUACUAAAGGGCAUUUUAGUUUCAGAGUUUGGUUUCUUUGCAAAUUUUGUAAGGCUCGACAUUUAGAUUUUUUUUUUUCUCGUUUUCUUCCUAAGCUCCGGUCCUCUGCGCAGCUCCAAUGUCUAAAACAAGCGCACCAGAGUUCCUUUGACAGAACGUGUUGAUGACGCCUUCAUCUACAACAACAACAACAGAACUCAGCUGCUGUGAAGCUAACUAGCCGGCCUAGUUAUUCUGAAUUUUUUUUUAAAUAUUUUAGUUUUCGUAUUUUUUUUUUAUUGGUGUCUUAAUAGUUACUUACUCAUUCGGGUAUGAAGUUAAUGCUAUAAAAUCUCGACUUUAGUUUUUUAUUUGUUUUGAAUUUGAAAGUCUUUGUCUGCUAGCAUGUUAGCUUUAAAACCGAGUAUAACUCGGAGCCUCUCCUCUUCCAGCUGAAGGGCAGAAAUAUUUAUGGCAAAGCCAGAACACAGGACCUUCUGGUGGAGAUUCUGACCUCCACCAGUAAACACAAGCCUUUAAUCAUCCGUCGAAGAUGUCGCCACAGAAGAAACUCCUCGUCCCAGUGAGCAGCAGGCGGAAAGCCAUGGACGACUUCUUCCCCUUUAACUCGCUGCCGGUGGAGUGCCAGCUGCACGUCUUGUCCUUCCUGAACGAGGUGGACAAAUGCAGCUGCGCGCUGGUUUGCCUGAGCUGGAGUUGCCUGGUCCGGUCGUGGAAACUGUGGCGGGUUGCAGACUACUCUCGGCGCGGCGCCUUCCAUCUGGGCCAGGAGGGGCUGCUUGUUUCCAACCGGGAGUUUGAGCGAUGGAAGGCCUGGGUCCACCACUACACCCACCAUCUGAUCUCCCGGCGGGCCAGCCUGCUCACGCUAAAAGCCAGCUUCGACCUGGGAGACCGCUGCAACAAGUGGAGCGAACUGCUGAGGCACCUGCUGGAUAACGUCCACUGCAGAGACCUCAGCCAUCUGUACCUCAACUGGACCUUUACCCUCUUUGAGCCACUGGACCUAAGGGUGCACUCCAGCUCCAGUUCACACCAGGACAGCAUAACCAAGAUGGACCAGGUGACCAGCUUUCAGGAGCUGCUCGGCAAACUCACCCACAGCUGCCCGCGAAUCUCCAAGAUGCGUUUACAUUUCGACUGGUCGGAUCUGUCUGUGUCCCUGCUCACCCGGUUCCAGCAGCUACGGACCCUCGAGCUCAAGUACUUCUGGGUCUUCAAACUGGUGACCCCCUCCACGCUCCAGACGCUUACCAAAUCCCUGCCCAACCUAAAGUCGUUGACUUUGCACAUCCUGGUGCCGCUGAGGAACCUGGGGAUCUCAUACUCGUUGGAGUCCGAGUCUCUGGAGUUCCUGGACGUCUCGCCCAGCCGCGGUUUGGUCUUCUCCUGCCUGAAGCUGCCGGCCCUGAGAGAACUCCGAGCUAAGAAGAUAGUGCGAGGUAUCACGCUGGAUCGUAGGACAAGGCUCCGGAUCCAGAGCAGGUGGCCUUGUCUGUACCAUGUCCUCCAGCAGGGGACGCCAAAGCUUCAGGCCCUGAACAACGAGAGGCUCCUUCCUACGUGGAGGGAGACGAGCUACGGGGAGCUGACCGCCAUCCUGGAACAGUCCUGCUACUGUGUGCAGCAUCUAGACAGCUGGCUGUGGUAGUCAGCUGACUGAAGAUCCGUCUGUGUAUUGUAAAUUCCAGCCAAAGUAAAACUCUGCCUUUACUCCCCACAUUGUUGCUCUUAUUCCAACAAACCGAUUCUGCCACAGGACACAGAAGUCGUUCGUUGCUGCAGAUGAAAAAUAGGAUGUGACCGCAGGAUCCUCCCAGAUCCUAAACUGGAAUCUGCUCUUUGUGUAAAAAAAAACACGCAGGAUUGAGGCAAUGAUGCUCAGCGAGUUUGUAAUCAUUUGUUCGAUAAUCUGCAAAAGGCAACGGUGCUUCUUCCUGAUCGGGCUCUGCCGCUGCACUGGCUUGGAAACGAGCAGAGCCACAAGUACGUGGAUCAGGACUGAAUGAAGAAUAAUGUCGCCAUUAUUUAGCUGGAAACUUUUUAAAACCUGUUGUUGUCAAGGAAAAGAACAGUGAAGAAUAAAGGCAAAAUAUUUUCAGGAUUUUUUUUUUUUUCAUCCAAGAUUAAACUUUGUGCAUUAAUGCAUGAAGUUUGAAUUCAGCUGAAUAUUUAUGAAAAUAUGGUAAAGAUGAUAAUCAUCAGUAAUAAUAUGAUUGUCUUAGUUAUUUAGGUUGUAAUCUCCACUGCUGUGAUGGUGUUUCCGUAGGAUUACAGUCAGAAAUUAAGGGGGAAAAUAUCUAAAUUUUAUAAUAAAUGUUAUUUUAACAUUUUUUUUUGCAGUCAAAAAAGUUUCAGUCCCAAUUUUUAACUCCUAAGGAAGCUUAAAAACAGAAAAUGGAGCAUGGACCUUUUUUGUUUCCAAACUUUUGUUUUAUUCCGUUAAUACUAAAAAAACAACUGUUUUUAAAUUAUCUGUGAUUUUUAUACGUAUCUAUAUUUAGAUGGCAUCCUUUGUAACUGAACUGGUCUUAAAUAUCCUUGCUUCAUUCGCAUUCUUUUAUAUUCCACUGUAGAAACACAAACCACCUUGAAAACUAUAUAAAAAUACAAUACAAUAAUACAAGCAUAAAGUUCCGUAAACAUAAUAUAAUCCUGUGCUCUUUUUCGCAGUAUCAUAGCACACAAAGCUUAACUUUAUAUAUACUAACGUUACUGUGUUUGCUAGUAAAAACCAGUUGCAGAAUGUUUCUGUUUGGCUUAUUUUACUUGCAGUCCUGCUUCAGGAGCACUGUUAUGUGUUUUAAGCUAAUUAUUUAAACUCGACAAACCCAUAAACCUUCUAGGAAACAUGUUACAAACAUUUGACGUACCUGAACAUAGGAUAGUUGUCAAAAAAAGUAAAUGUUUAGACAAGUAGAAAACAGCAACUAGCCUGCUACUGGGUUGCCAUGGCAAUAUGAAACAAACGGCAGGUGAGCGGCCGUUUCAUCCUGCACCGCUAUGUUAAUUUUGAUUAUUUUUAAUUUGCAGAGAAGGUCCUAAUAGAUUCACUACUUUGAACUAAGAAAGGCUGCUGAGCUGUUCAUUUGGCCUCUAGGUUCUUCAAGAUCAGGUUUAGAUUCCCCCCAAAAUGUCCACUUUUAACGUUUAAAUUUCUACAAUAAAAUAAAAUAAAGAAAAUUUACCACAAAUUGUGCUUCAUCAAAUUGUAUUUAGUGUGGUCUUAUCCAGUGUUGACAUUUUUAGAACAGAACUCAUCCCAGUUAGGAUAACGUAAUAUUUCAGGAAGAAAAGCAGAUGAAUUUAAAUAUUAAAAAAGGUUGUUUUUUUUUGUUGUUGUUUUUUUUUUAUUAAAAACUUAAGUUUUGCUACUUUUUCUUCCAAAAAACAAAAUACUUAUCUAACAAUUCUCCAAAAUAUUUUGCCUUUCUUCUGCCAGUUUCUCCAGACUAAGCCAUCUAAACGUUGAAACAUGACAUGUCCUGUGCUAUAAAAUUCAUGUUUGAUUGGUUAAAUGAAAUACGGUUAUAUUUGUCUUCAGAGACGUGAUGGAGAAGCAUUAGAGAAGUUUGCACGAAAAAAGAUGAGGUGAAAGUUAAAUAUGCAGUAAAUAUUUAGGACUGAAAAUUGCUGUAAGAUGCGUUGAAAUGAGCUUUUUAACUAAAGCCUCAGAGCAGCUUCAGUCUGAAAAUGAGCUGAAACCUGUUUGUGUGUUUUUGCUCCCUGACUCUGCUGCUGAAUACUUUAAACUUUUUGCUGUUAAGCUGGUGUAAUUCCAAUCACAGCCGGCCAGGAAUGCAAAAUGAGACUUAAUUCCAGUGCUGGACCACAUUGUUCAAAAAUUGCUGGUGCUCCUUUACAGUUUGUUUUGUUUGUGCCGUUCCUCCUCCAGCAAAGGGAGCCAGCAGCGUUUUUAAAGUAUUUGUUUUGAUGGUGUUUGAGUGGAGAACUCCCGCAGCUCUUGAUUUUGCAGACAUUUUGCACAUUUCUGUUGUCUUCUUGGAAAGUUUCAUUCAGGAAGAGGGCGACGCGUCACAUUCCAGCUUUUCGAGACUCUUUGCAGAGAAAUCCGAUCGGUUUGAGCCGCAGUUUUACCCCCGGUCAGCAGAUGUCCCCAUUUUCAAAGACUUGGUCGUGAAGAUUUCUGUGUGUACUGCUGCGUUGUGUAACACAGUGGGCUUUUGGGUAUUUAAUGUGUGUGAGAGCAGCUUUACGUUUUUCAUUUUUGCUCUGUUGUGGUCAGGUUUCUUUCCCAGUUAAGCACACCACUGUCACUUCAAAUUUGCAGAAUGAUAUGACUGACGAGCCUUUUUCCAUUUCCGAGAAUUCAUUUGUCCUUCACAUGAGCAGGAGGCGCUGACAUUUGCACAGAUGCUGUAAAAUCUGGUCCACUUGUUUUUAAGAAUAAAAAGACUGGCCUUUCA